Messenger RNA from Macrosiphum euphorbiae (potato aphid), 1734 nucleotides. NCBI's taxonomy places the organism in Eukaryota, Metazoa, Arthropoda, Insecta, Hemiptera, Aphididae. The record is from the annotation of a GenBank genome assembly.
AUGAACUGGUUGCACAUGUUCAUCGUGGCGGCCGCGGGCAUGAUCGCCAUGAGCAGCAGUAGUGUCGGGUACAUACUGGAGGACACGCCGCUCCACUGUUCGGUGCGCCGGAGCAUAUCGCCGUGCACAUGCAGCUACUUCACCGGCAUGGUCCGGCCCAAGAUCCAGGUCAUCUGCCAGAAGAUGGUGUCGUUCGAGAGCGUCAUCGGCGCGCUCCAGAACAAGUUCGACGCGGUGUUCGACUACGUGCUCAACAUCGAGUACUCGGAACUCCACGACCUGGACACGAGGCGGUUCAACGAGCUGGGCUUCCCGAUAGUCGACCUCAAGCUCACCAAAAACAACCUCAGCACGCUACCGGACGAGGCUUUCAUCGGUAUGAACAGGAUACGGAUCCUUUACUUGUCGGACAACAGGCUCCGUGCGGUGCCCACUCAGAUAUUCAAGCACAUGCCCAGUAUUGAGGUGUUGGACUUGGCCAGGAACUCCAUACACAGCGUUGCGUCCGGAGACUUCCUAAGUCUAUCGUUGAUGAACACGUUCGUGAUGGCCACGAACAAUUUGACCGAUAUAACGAACGGAUCGUUCCCCACGACGUUGAGAAAAGUCCAAUUGGCCGCCAACAACCUAACGGAAUUAAAUGGAAAUUUGAGAAACCAAAAAGAACUGGAAUGGCUGUACUUAUCUAACAACCGGAUAAAAAAUCUCGACGGAGAACUGCCAAUCGACAACGACAGACUCAUAGUCUUGGACGUGUCCAAGAACAGGUUAACUCAUUUGCCACCAGAACUCAACUGUCUCAAGGCACUGAGGUAUUUUUACUGCUCAUUUAAUCAGUUGACCGGUCUGAACAAAACGCUGUCCAAGUCGAAAAAAUUGGUUUGGCUUGAGCUCACCGGCAACAAGAUACAAGAGUUGGCGUCAGAUGAAUUCGAAGAAGCAUCGAUGAUCGAAGUGUUAGAACUGAGCAACAACUGCAUCAAACACUUGAACAAAUCGCUGUUGCCACUCACUCAACUGUCCGAGAUCAAUUUUUCGUACAACAAACUCACCGAAUUCUCGUUGGCCGAAAUCAAGGGGUUGAAAGAACUCAAGUUGGUCGACUUGUCGCACAAUACUAUUUCCAAACUCAGUGGCCACUCUGAGAUUAUAAGUGAACCAGUGACUGGGAUCGAACACUUGAAGUUGGACCACAACGAGUUGGAGUCGCUCGGUGGGUCGUUGAUAGGAAUCAAAACACUUAUCAAACUGAAUAUCAGUCAUAACAAAUUCACCGAAAUAUCGCCGUAUGAUCUGACCGGAUUAAGUUUAAAAAUCCUAGAUGUAUCUCACAAUCUGUUGCACAUACUCCCAGACUCGUCUCAGAUUAAUCUGCAGGCUCUCGAGACGUUAGUAGCAUCGUACAACCUUUUAACUGGGUUGUCGAAAGAAUUCCAAGGAUAUCCCGUGCUUUGCCACGCCGAUCUCGAGUUUAACAACAUAAUGACCAUCCAGGAAGAGUUGGUUGAAAUGACCCAAUGCAAAUUGCACGGAGUGAACAGCACGCUGAGAAUAUACUUGGAAGGCAACCCAGUGCUGUGCGAUGACAACACGAAAAUCAUAACGAAGGCGAUGGAGUUGAAUCACAACGCGGAAGUCAGUGGUGCCUCCAAGUGCAUUCCUGUCACAAAUGACAUAAAGACAUCUAACUUGACCGCGAUCGACCAGUCCCCAAUCACCGUGAUCGUGACCUGA